Laccaria bicolor S238N-H82 is the source of this 489-nucleotide messenger RNA. RefSeq lists its product as uncharacterized. The transcript has 6 exons. The record is from RefSeq and is a predicted model, not a curated record. Bases 1 to 489 code for a protein of 162 amino acids. Lineage: Eukaryota; Fungi; Basidiomycota; Agaricomycetes; Agaricales; Hydnangiaceae.
AUGGUCACCGAAGACACAUUGCAUAACCAUGCUUGCUACCACGUUGCGUCAAAUGUUCUGAAAAGCCCUAUUGAUCUGAUUUAUUUGGCUUUGGUGUCCGCUGCAAACAAACACACGGUUGAGCUGGAACGGGAACUGAGCUGCUCUAACAUUUCGCAAUCAGCUCCUGCUCAAACAUUGCGAAAUAUUAUUCACUCCGCCAACAUUUUCUUUAGCCCCACACACAUUUUCUCUACUACAUUGAGCUUCUUACACUUGUAUGCUUCAAAUGGCAAGAGCAGCUUCCCAGAUAUGGGAAGCUUGCUAUGCCUAGAACGUGGUGAGAUAUCCAUGUAUAGCAUGCGAUCAGUAUUGUGCGCAAUGAAUAAACCAAUCAUAGCGCACGCAUCUUUACGUGUGUUGUUUCAAUUGGUUUGGAAAACAUGUAUAAGAGGUAUUUCUGAAGAAACAUGGAGAUUAGGACCCAACACUUUGAUUUACACAAGCUGA